Messenger RNA from Apus apus (common swift), 2271 nucleotides. RefSeq names its product RAB19, member RAS oncogene family (gene RAB19). Gene Ontology annotation, cellular component: trans-Golgi network. The transcript is spliced from 3 exons. The record is from RefSeq and is a predicted model, not a curated record. Gene Ontology annotation, molecular function: GTP binding; GTPase activity. Bases 183 to 827 code for a protein of 214 amino acids. NCBI's taxonomy places the organism in Eukaryota, Metazoa, Chordata, Aves, Apodiformes, Apodidae.
AGGACUACAUUUCCCGCCGGCCCCGAGAGGGCCGGGGCGGGUACAAAGCGGGCGCUGCCCGUCCCGGCAGGUGAGCGCCAGCAGGUGAGCGCCGGCAGGUGAGGCCGGGGCUGCUUCCCGCGGUCACCGCUGGGCUGAGGCGGCUCCUCCUCCUUCCCCGCAGCCCCCCCCCCCGAGCCGCGAUGCCGUUCCCCGGCUCCAGGGCGGACGAUGCCUUCGACUACCUCUUCAAGAUCAUCCUGAUCGGGGACUCCAACGUGGGGAAGACCUGCGUGGUGCACCGCUUCAAGACGGGGCAGUACCACGAGAAGCAGCAGAACACCAUCGGCGUCGACUUCACCGUCCGCUCCCUGGAUAUCGACGGCAAGAGAGUGAAGAUCCAAGUGUGGGACACAGCUGGUCAAGAACGCUUCCGGACAAUAACCCAGUCUUAUUACAGGAGUGCCCAUGGGGCCAUCCUUGCCUAUGACCUUACUAGGAGGUCCACAUUUGAAUCCAUUCCUCACUGGAUUAGCGAAAUUGAGAAGUAUGGUGCUGCAAACUUGGUCAUUAUGUUAAUUGGGAACAAAGCAGAUUCCCUGGAUCAGCGCCAAGUCCUGUUUGAAGAUGCCUGCACCUUGGCAGAGAAGCAUGGGCUCUUAGCUGUACUGGAGACAUCAGCAAAAGAAGCUCAAAACAUAGAAGAGGUCUUCACAUUAAUGGCUAAGGAGCUAAUAGCUCGAAAUACUUUACAGCUUCACGGAGACAACCCUCCAAACAGCAUCUAUCUUGAUUCCAGGCCAGUGAUUGCCACUCCAAGCGUGGAGAAGACCCAGUGCUUCUGCUGAAGAGAGCUUUCAGGAAGUACUUGGAAGUCAUCAUCCUUCUCAGGCUGUGUGACUUAAUUUUAUUCAACUGAUGAAAGUGUGCUAAGUGGCCUCAAAAGCCACCUCUCUGGUAUCUCUACCUUGCAGUUUGGCUUGUAAGGAUCUUCACAGGUGGUUGUUGCUGUUGGUAGCACAGGUUACUUUGACCAUGGCAGCUGACACUUUAAAAGGAACUUCUGAGCUGAGAGAACUCAGGAAGCUGCCAGACUUGCCUUAACCAAAGAUAACUUAAAAAAAAAAAUAUUCCCUUUAAUUUAAGCCUUGAAUGAUUUUCUGGCUGUGUCAGAAGAUAAGUUUGCACCAGAGCUCUGCAUUGAUUGGACCCUUCUAAGUUAUUGCCUGUUCUAGUGCAAGCUCUUUAAUUACUUUGCCAGUAGCUUUAAUAAGUCUGACACACGCUUGGACAGCACUAAACCAUUGCUGCUUAAGUGUUCAUUACAGGGCAGUCCUGAUGUCAGGCAUGUAGCCACCCAUCCCAAAGGACAUCAUAGAGUACAUGAUUUCACAUCUGUACUGAUUUUCUCACCAGAGAGAGAUUUGGAGAUAGCCCUGGGGUUUCAUAGCAGGCAGGAUAUGAUACACUAGGAGGUCCCAACCUCCUUGGGGUGAGAAAAGUUGUCUUUUUAUUUUGUUCUCUAAUUGCAAGAAUUGUUUCCAGUAGUGAUCUCUGUUUUGCUACAUAGACUUGCUAGGAGUAGUGAAGCUCUCAGGGCACCAAUAAUCAAUGCUGAGGUGUAAGGAUUAUUUUUUUUCUCAUUCUAAGCUUGUAGUGCUUUUGAUGUGCCGAUUUAAAUCAAAAAGCCUUCUGUAGUUUACGUGAUGGGUCUCAGACUGCUUGAGAGGAUGUCUGUGGCUUUUCAAGGGAGUGUGGAGAAAGGAUUUAAGGUCCUGUAAAACUCAGCAAGGGAUAAGAUGCUUUAAUGACAUAACCUCACCUUAGAGCAGUAAAGGAAUAGCAGGGAGUGCACGAGAAAGCUACCCCCAGGCAAGUAUAUAUGCUACUGCUAUGGAGAUGUAACAUCUUGGCCACAAUAGGUUUUGUGUUGCUCCUACCAAGUGCAAGCUCUGUCUUUGAGGGGCUCACUGCUUCUGUGUUCCAGAACUGAAUGAAGGGUAUGUUGUUGUUUUGUUCAUCGUUUUGUUUGUUGUUGUUUUUCUGGGGGGGAGCUCGUUUGUGUUGUGUUGGGGUUUUUUUGCUGGCUUUUAGUUUUUUUGUUGUGUUUUGUUCUGGUUUUUUUGUUAGUAGAUGGACACAGGGAAGCAGAGGAAGUAAAAUAAUAUUACACAGAUUAAGUUGUUUGACUACAGUCCACAUGUACCAAAGUGCAUCACUUUGGUAGUUACUGUUAAGCUACUGGAAAAUCUUGUUGGAGAAGCACAAAAAAUAAAGUAGAAGGAAACAGUG